AUGAGCUCCGUGGUCAUCAACGAUUUUGACGACAUCUUGAAGGUGAUAGCCAAGGCCCUAUUUACAAAUUCAGACAUCGAUGAUCUCGGAAAAGCCUUGGGAUUUGAAGACGCAGAUAUUGGUCGCGCAAAUGAUGAAAACACCAGACAAGGAGGGAAUUAUAUGGGGACAUACGGUUUGCUCAAGAAGUGGCGAAGGAGACAAACAUCUUUGACGGAAAAGGCGGCAUUGAGGUCAGCACUAGUACAUGCUGGAUUUCAUGACCUGGCAAGCAAAUAUCUAAGCACUCCCAUAACCGAACUGAUUAUGCCACAAACACCCUCAGACGAAUCUGGGAAGCCCCCGAAGGUAUUCCUGAGCUACCAAUGGGACCACCAGCUGGAAGUGAUAGCCAUCAAGAAGCAUCUCGAGAUGGCAGGAUUUCCUUGCUGGAUGGACAUAGGUCAGAUGGGUGGAGGAGAUAAGUUGUUUGCCAAGAUCGACGAUGGAAUAAGGUCUUCCAAGGUGGUGCUCUGCAUGGUGACUGAGAAAUACUCAAACUCGGAAAACUGUAACAAAGAAGUGAAUCUUGCAAAUCUGCUGAAGAAACCAAUCAUUCCCGUCCUCAUCGACAACACCCAGUGGCCCCCCAAGGGCGCCAUGAGCAUGCUCAUUGGAGAGCUACUCUAUAUCCGGUUCUUUAACAAGAAAGAAUACGUGAGAGGAGAAAAGUUCUGGGAGGAUGCCAAGUUCUCAGAACUAUUGGGUCAGAUAUCCUACCAUGCUGAGAGCAUGGUCACUGAUGAGCAACAACCGAGACCGACUCCGGCAGCUUCAAUGGAGCAAGGUGCAAGCUCCUAGUAUCAGGAGAGAUCAAGCAAAAGAGAAGUAACGAAAAAGGAGAUCGUCAAGUUAUCCAAACUUCUACCCGAUGGAAAAUACAGCGAGCUGUGCGGAAUUUUAGGAUUCAAAUUCAACUACAUAAAAAAAAUAAAGAUGAAAAAUUUCAUGGACUCCACGGCUGCUUUCGAAGAACUAUUGCAUGAAUGGAAAGACGGCGGUGGUUCAAUGGAAAAUCUCGAUGACGCUUUAAAAGAAGCAGAACUUGGAGGACUUGUAUCUGAAUACAAAAAUUAGUCAUGACAAGGAGGGUGUAUGGCACUUGCUCCUGCGACAAAUCUACGUGUCACCUCUAUACACUAUAACCGAAUUAUAACGUUUCCUGAUGACCGUAGCGUUUGACGAUUUGUGUAAUGUAGUAUAGAUAAAAUGACUGCUAUGAGAGGGAUAGUUUUUUCUAUAGGCUCAAGGGGACGUUACAUCCUGAUAUCACCCCGAGGCGUUCCGAGGUGUGAUAGCAGAAUGUAACGUCCCCCAGAGCCUAUAAAAACAAAUAUGCCGUGAAUAUUAAAGCAGUCUUUAUAUCUUUUAUAUACCGAAUUGACACAAAAAUCUAAUAAGAAUUUUUACUUGAUCAUUUUCUUGAGUAAAGAUUGGUUUUAAAAAAAAUACAGAAAAUCUGAGACACUGACUAUUAAUCUUAGCUGGAAAUAUGACUGAAUGUUACAAUCAUUUGGGGAUCGCAAACAAAAAUCUGUGUAUGGUAUCCGCGCUCGCACAAAGUCAAAUUUCACACGUAAACCAAUCAGCCAGUUCACGGUUGCAGUCUGAGCAUGAGCAGAUAAAGGUCAU
This is a messenger RNA of Strongylocentrotus purpuratus (purple sea urchin), 1671 nucleotides long. RefSeq lists its product as uncharacterized. Gene Ontology annotation, molecular function: protein binding. The transcript is spliced from 5 exons. The coding region runs from base 1 to 840 and encodes 279 amino acids. Lineage: Eukaryota; Metazoa; Echinodermata; Echinoidea; Camarodonta; Strongylocentrotidae. Gene Ontology annotation, biological process: signal transduction. The record is from RefSeq and is a predicted model, not a curated record.